Lachancea fermentati is the source of this 312-nucleotide messenger RNA. The record is from the annotation of a GenBank genome assembly. Lineage: Eukaryota; Fungi; Ascomycota; Saccharomycetes; Saccharomycetales; Saccharomycetaceae.
AUGGUUGAAUGGUGUGCUAUUGUCUACGAUAAGAAGGGAAGUGACAGAUCUCAAGAGAGACCUGCUCACUUAGCGGGAAUUCCUCCCUUGGUUGAACAAGGUAAGCUUGUGUGUGCUGGUGCCAUAUACCACGAUGUCGUGGACGGCAAGCCAACCAAUUUUGCUGGUUCUCACUUACAAAUCGUCGCAGACACCAAGGAAGAAGCCCUUGAGGUGAUUAAGAAUGAUGUGUUCGCCAAGAAAGGUAUCUGGGAUUUAGACAGCAUUUUGAUCUUCCCAUUCGGAUGCGCUGUCCGUAAAGAGAAGAAGUAG